Paraphaeosphaeria sporulosa is the source of this 552-nucleotide messenger RNA. RefSeq lists its product as uncharacterized. NCBI's taxonomy places the organism in Eukaryota, Fungi, Ascomycota, Dothideomycetes, Pleosporales, Didymosphaeriaceae. Bases 1 to 552 code for a protein of 183 amino acids. The transcript is spliced from 2 exons. The record is from RefSeq and is a predicted model, not a curated record.
AUGGACGCAUAUGCAAUCUCCAGAUCGGACGUUUUCGAUGUCCGCGCCCUGUUAGCAGCUAAGAGACUCCCAAAUGAGCUUGUCCUUGCUAUCCUCGACCAUGCCCGAUACUGGGUGGAGGUGCGACAUGAGAAAGCCGUUCUCGACGCCCUCGUGCACGACGAACAUUCUUUGGAAUUCUCUGCUGCAUAUCCAUACAUGGUGAUACCGACGACGACAAGUACGCACGGUCCUUCUUCAGAGGUCUCGAAGCUCAGGGAAAUUGAGAUCAUUCUAGUCAGCCAUGAUCAAGGAUGGUCGACCACAGGCACGCGCCACACCUACCAGCAGUCGUCGUCAUUCUGGGAAGCAUCUAUACUCAGACCAAUCGCGAACGAUGAUGUAAACCAUGUUCCUAGGCUGAUGACUAAAUUCGAGGAGGAUCGUUCACGCAACGGAAACUACCGCAGCGUUGAGUCAGCGGCACAGGCCAUAACCCCAGAGAACUGUACCAUUUGCUACGUCGACCUGACCAGGACAUGGAACCGCAGCGACUUCACUGUCGCGAGAUGA